UCAUUAAAGUAGAUAACGGCAUUAGAGCGGAUAACGGCAUUGGAACGGAUAACGGCAUUGGAGUGGAUAACAGCAUUGGAGCGGAUAACGGCAUUGGAGUGGAUAAUUGCAUUGAAAUAAAUAACGACAUUGAA
Molecule: messenger RNA, 134 nt
Organism: Dentiscutata heterogama
Lineage: Eukaryota; Fungi; Glomeromycota; Glomeromycetes; Diversisporales; Gigasporaceae
Source: the annotation of a GenBank genome assembly